Closterium sp. Naga37s-1 is the source of this 1275-nucleotide messenger RNA. The record is from the annotation of a GenBank genome assembly. NCBI's taxonomy places the organism in Eukaryota, Viridiplantae, Streptophyta, Zygnematophyceae, Desmidiales, Closteriaceae.
AUGCACUGCGCCGCCCUCCCGCCACCGCUCUGCAACGCCUUGCCCCCCGCGCCCGCACUGCGCGCCAUGCCAAUGCCCCCCGCCCUCUCGCCUUGGCCCGCCUCGCCGUCACCCGCCCCCCGCAGAGUCGCGCGCAGCCCUUCCGCUGCCGCGCCUGCUCCGACCGCUGCUGCCCGCAUCCGACCACGCCGCGCGCCUCGAGAAGCACGCCUGUCGCCCGAUCUCGUGGCUCGCUGGCCGCGACUCCCCGCGCGUCCCUUCCCCCAUACUACCGUGCCUGUCCGCGCGGCACCUCCUCGCCCCGCGCGCGCCCCCCGUGGGGGCGGCCACGUGGGGAAGAUUAAGGUGGCGGAGGUAGGGGGGACGGGCGGCGCAGAGUGGUGGGGGGCUGGAAAGGCUGUGGAUGAGUGGGCGGCUGGUGGGUGCUCGCACGGCGUACGGCAGGCGAGAAGCACACAUGCGGUGACGGCACCAGGGGCAGGGGGGGACAGCGACGAGGUGCAGAGGCGAGGGCAAGGGCAAGAGCAGGUGCCGCAGGCUCAGGAGCAGCAGGUGGGCGCAGCGGGGGAGGGGGAGGCGGGGGGCAGGGAGGAGGCGUCGGCAGCAGCAACGCCAGCGUCGUUUGCGGAGGUGCAGCAAGCAGGCGCAGCAGAGGGAGCGUGGCAGGCAGGUGGUGGUGGCAGUGCAGGCGUUGCACCCGGCUCGUUGCCCUCACACGCCGGAGGGGAUUGCGCAGAGAAGCACAAUGGCGCUUUGACAGCGUGGGGCAGUGAGCAUGAGCUAUCGGUUGGUACCUGCCUCGCUAUGCCUCUCCCUCAUCCCACCUCCGUCCCUCCGUUCCCGCCUCAGCUGCGCACUUCUCUCCUCCUUCCGAAUUCGUCCCUCCCGCCUCUCCCCCCUUCCGGGUUGGCAGGGCUGGGGUUGAGCGAGAAGGUGCAGCGAUGGCGGAGAGUGGCACGCGGUUCAUGGGUCACAUGCCUGGGCGGAAAGCUGCCAAAGGGAGUGCUGCUGGUGGGGCAAGACGAUUCUAGCACGGGCGAUAGGGGACGAGGCGAAAUGCCCUUGUUCUCCGCGUCCGGCUCCGCGUUCACCGACAUGCUUGUCCGCGCCGCUGCACGCCGCGACCGCGAGCUCUUUGCCGCCAACAAGGCCGCCCCGUGCACCGUGUUUCUGGGCGAGAUAGAUGCCAUCGGCGGGAGUCGCAACCCAAAGGGCCAGCAGUGGAGUGCAGUGCAUGGGAAUGACGCGACGCUCAAGCAGAACCAGGGGGGUUGA